CCUGAAGUAGUCAUGGAGUAGCCUAUUUCUUCAGAACUAUGAAAAACCCAACGACAACUUUACUUAAACCUGGUGCUCUUCUGCUUAUUAUUACAAUACAUUUUCCAUUUAGUUCCCAUAUAAUCAUCUGGGUGCUCUGUCCGCGGGACUGAUAGGAUUUAAUUUGGUUAACCCAACACAUGCAGUAUCCAAUCAGAGUAAAGGAGGAGGUUCCCACAAAUCUUCCCUGCAAGUGGUGAUUUACCGGGUUGCAAACUGUAUCGUUUAUUCUGAUCAGAUAGAAGAUAAAGAGUGCCCUUUUUCAUGUUGGUCCGUUGGUCGAAGUUACUGGUCAUUUGUGGAUCAGACCCUAGAAAAUAAGUGAUUAUGCUAAAAUAGCAACGCCUGACACUGUUUACAAUGGCAUCUAAAGGCUUCUCGAAAAAAAAUGUACUUCUAGAGGAGAAAGCAUUGAAACCCGAACGUCCUUCAACCUGCACGUGCAGGAAACAGUGUAACAAUUGUAAGAUAUUCCUUGGAUUCUUCGUGUUAUCCCUCUCUUUGCAUUUUAUUACAUUAUUCUGCUAUUUGGACCUCAGAUCUGAAGUAAAACGCGAGAUUUUACAGAAAAACCGGGAUGAAAUUCUAACGCCGGGUGCAACUGCUCUCAGUGAGCUGAUUUCCCCCGAAUUCCAGAUUUUGGACAUCAGCUACCCUGCAAUGGAACAAGAGGACAAGCCUCAUAUAGGUUUUCACCUCACAGAGGAAAGUGAAAGGGUCAUUCAGCGGACCAAAAGGAGUCCGAAUAAACGACUUGAAUCAGAGUCAAAUGGAAAACGAAAAGAAAAGAGAAAAGGUAAGAAGGGGCCUCCUGGUGCACCAGGCCCCCCAGGGCCUCCAGGACCACAAGGGCCACCUGGAAUUCCUGGAAUACCUGGAAUCCCAGGUAGCAAUGCCAUGGGACCCUCUGGGCCACCUGGUCCCCCUGGGCCCCAAGGACCACCAGGACCACAGGGGCCCCCUGGCCCUCAAGGACCUGCAGGAGGCUUGGAUAAAGUGAGACUCAGAGAUUCUCAGCCUGCUGUAGUACAUCUGCAAGGCCAGGAGACAACAAUUCAAGUAAAGGAAGAUCUUUCAGAAGGCGUCCUCAAAAACUGGAAAAUGAUAUCCAUACACCACAAGGUGUUCAAGAUGCACUCGCGCUCCGGAGAGCUGGAGGUGCUGGUCGACGGCACCUACUUCAUCUAUAGUCAGGUAGAAGUUUACUACCUCAACUUCACUGACAUCGCCAGCUACGAGGUGAUGGUGGACAAAACGCCCUUCCUGCGCUGCACGCGGAGCAUCGAGACGGGCCAGCGCAAGUUCAACACCUGCUACACCGCAGGGGUGUGCCUGCUGCGAGCCCACCAGAAGAUCUCCAUCAGGAUGGUGUACGAGGAUACCUCCAUCAGCAUGACCAACCAUACCACCUUCCUGGGCAGCAUCCGGCUUGGCGAAGCUCCGCCCACCAGCCACUCUUGAGCGAUGCUUUACAUGUUGGCUUCUGUCCCAUGGAAGAAAAGACUCAGAGUCAAUCAAAGUCUCCCUCCUUACUAGCUAUGUCUAAGUAUGCCCCUGUCCCCAGGUACAAACACAUUUAUGUGGUGAUAUGGGAUCAGCACAUUUCAGAAGGACGCCAUAUCAGCCACUUAGGACUGAAGGCAAAACCAUGCUUUUCAUUUCCUCCAGCAGUUCUUCAAGCAUGUUCCCAGGCUGCGCGUACCAGAGCUGCAGGCUUUGUAGCAUCAAAGGAGGAGAAAUCAAACUCCCGUCACCCACCCAUGCAGAAUAAAGGGGAACACCUCGUGCUAGUGCUAAGUGUCACAAUGUGUGUGUGUGUGUGUGUGUGGGUGUGUGUGUAACAGUGUAACAGUUAUAUUACAGUCCUAUUAUCCAACAAAACGGGCCUGUUCAGAAACUGAAAUGGGCAAAAAUCUUGGCCAAACUGUUUUGCAGAAACAAGAUAGCUGCAACACCCAAAGUCCGGAAGAGAUUUAUGAGCAGGCAUUAGCAUUAUUCACUGAACCACAAUUAUGGCUGUUAAACAUACAUUACUAUAUGCUUGUCAUGUAAACUAACUAAAUACUCAGCUUGACAUCCACCUGUUAAACCAAGCAAAGGACUGAAUUCAAUAUAAAGAACCUGUGCAAUCACUUUCUUGCAUUUAACAUGUCCAUUAAGCCGCAAACAAAUGUACAGUAGCUUGUGUCAAAUUUAUAAACAAGAAAAAAAAAUGUUUUGAUUUAAAGUAUAAUUUUUAUGUAUGAGUCAGAGGUUUGACAUCUUUCUAUAUGGAUGCUCACUUCAAGUUCACUUUUGUUCAACGGCCCACUGAAGUCUUGCUGCUGAUUGGUUAAACCAUACCAUCAUGUUAACACAAGAAACCUGGCUGAUAAAAAUAUAUAUCUACUAAAUAAAAUAAGCAUUAUGUCGUUCUAUAUGUAUUACUUAAAAUGGUUGAUAUGGAUUGCACAGAAUCUGUUUAUUCAAACACUGUUUGGUGAGUUUAGUUAUCAAGAAAUGGAAAUUCACAUAAUGUGCUUGUAAAUACUGAGUUAGUCCAUGCCAUAGUUAAGAACAAAUGUUGAUUGAGCUCUGGUUAUAGUAAGAAGCUUGUAGCCCUCCAUAACUCAAUAGCUGAUUCAGUCUUGAAAUGCAGUUAAUGAAGUAUGUCCAUCAUUAGCUUUGCUGAUAUUAAUGGAUUAUUUGUGGAAAAGGGUCACAGUAGUUCCUAGUUGUAAAUUGUAAUUACUAAAUGGUCCUUAGGUACCUCACUCCCUCUUUUUAGAUAGGCAGCUAGAAUCUGUGACAGCCAAAUACAGCCUUUGUAUCUCUUCCUUUUAUUUUGGACUGUGAGCAUGAUCAAAAUUGGUCAAAAGGUCAAUAUUAGGCCUUUUUAAGAGUACUUUUCAUACAUUUUCAAAAGUUUAUCUUAAAAAAGACCUUGCGUAAUUACAAGUGUGCUUAACUGAUCAGAUAUAAACAUUUAUUGCAAACAAAUAAUAUAUUUUGAUUCCGUGUCUGACCCAUCAAACCUGUAUAGCAUGGUAUAUUUGCACAAUGCUUGCUCUAUUUCCCAUAGAGAAAGUGGUGUGGUAAUGUCCAUGUGGCUCAAAUCGAAUCUGAAUCUGGCUGUAGCCUCUAAUCUCAAGGGCAGUGCAGUCCUCCAGCACAUGAACUGUAGCUGUUCAGUGGAAAAAGUGUUUUUUUUCUUCUUAUCUUAUUAUUCUUUGUGUAGGGGGGACCCAUGUGCACAUAAAUAUACACAUUUUGGUUUGUAGCAAGAGCAGUGGGGUGUCAUGUAAUGCCAAUGCUAAAACUUAAGAUUGGCCGAAAAAUGCACUGCUGCUAUCAACAAUUCCGAGUCAAAUGAAAACAUAAGAUAAAUUGUCUUGAUCUUAAGCAAGACACCACAAAAAGGUCAGUGCACCGAAAUGAAAGCCAUACAGGGUCUGAAGAGUCAGUGUCUUAGGCCUAUUACGGUUAGGUGAGGGAAUAAGCCUAAUUAUUAUGUAUGUAUGCUAGUGUUCUUCAUGGUGAUAGCAAUCAUGUCACGCACAUUUCUCUUUAAAGAUUGUCUCUUAUUACCAAGGCCAGUUUCACAUGGAGUGAAGCAAGUUGAUUGGUCAUUACUACACACACAUUUAAAGUUGUGAAAUAUUUAGUACUCAAGUUAUGUGCUUAUUAAUUCACAACAGUAUUAUAAAUAGUUUUUGUUUUAAUUUUAA
Molecule: messenger RNA, 3746 nt
Organism: Anguilla rostrata (American eel)
Lineage: Eukaryota; Metazoa; Chordata; Actinopteri; Anguilliformes; Anguillidae
Gene: eda
Product: ectodysplasin A
Exons: 8
Coding region: 400-1500 (366 amino acids)
Biological process (GO): immune response; animal organ development
Cellular component (GO): membrane
Molecular function (GO): tumor necrosis factor receptor binding; death receptor binding; death receptor agonist activity
Source: RefSeq, a predicted model, not a curated record